This is a messenger RNA of Pieris napi, 1901 nucleotides long. RefSeq names its product homeobox protein extradenticle (gene exd). Gene Ontology annotation, cellular component: nucleus. Bases 175 to 1293 code for a protein of 372 amino acids. The record is from RefSeq and is a predicted model, not a curated record. Lineage: Eukaryota; Metazoa; Arthropoda; Insecta; Lepidoptera; Pieridae. Gene Ontology annotation, molecular function: DNA-binding transcription factor activity, RNA polymerase II-specific; RNA polymerase II cis-regulatory region sequence-specific DNA binding. The transcript is spliced from 8 exons. Gene Ontology annotation, biological process: regulation of transcription by RNA polymerase II; neuron development; embryonic organ development.
UCAAUAUUCCAUAUUGACAGCACAAAGGAGGCGGCCAUCUUACUUUUAUUACAGAGGGAGAAGCCCUAGAUAUUUACAGAUUUCUGUUUUUUACAGUUGUUAGUGAAAUUAAAUAAUUUAUAUCCAAUCGUGUAUACUGCUUUAACUUAAGUAAAAUUAAUGUGUUAAGUUAAAAUGGAUGAUCCUAAUAGAAUGAUGGCGCAUAGCGGUGGCCUCAUGGGACCGCAGGGCUAUGGAUUGCCUGGUAGCGAAGGCACUCCUACUACAGGCGACAAUGAGGCAAGAAAGCAGGAUAUUGGCGAGAUAUUACAGCAAAUAAUGAAUAUAACAGACCAGAGUCUAGAUGAAGCUCAGGCCAGAAAGCACACUUUAAACUGUCAUAGAAUGAAACCUGCCUUGUUUUCAGUGCUGUGCGAAAUUAAGGAAAAAACUGUUUUGUCGCUUCGCAACACGCAAGAAGAGGAGCCACCAGACCCUCAGCUGAUGAGAUUAGACAACAUGUUGAUAGCAGAGGGUGUAGCAGGUCCUGAAAAGGGUGGAGGAGCAGGUGCUGCUGCCUCUGCUUCGGCUGCUGCUGGAGAAUGGGGCACUGUGGCCCAAGCAGAUAACGCGAUCGAGCACUCGGACUACCGUGCGAAGUUGGCGCAGAUCCGUCAGAUUUAUCAUCAGGAGCUUGACAAGUAUGAAAAUGCCUGCAAUGAGUUCACUACUCACGUCAUGAAUCUCUUAAGAGAGCAGAGCCGUACUCGGCCCAUUACUCCAAAGGAGAUUGAGCGUAUGGUGCAGAUUAUUCACAAGAAGUUCAGUUCCAUACAAAUGCAGCUGAAACAAUCGACUUGUGAGGCUGUCAUGAUACUUCGUUCACGUUUCCUGGAUGCGCGCCGAAAGCGCCGCAACUUCAGCAAACAAGCGUCGGAGAUUCUCAACGAGUACUUCUACUCGCACCUCUCCAACCCCUACCCCAGUGAGGAGGCUAAGGAGGAGCUGGCUCGCAAGUGCGGCAUCACGGUCUCGCAGGUCUCCAACUGGUUCGGCAACAAACGUAUCCGUUACAAGAAGAACAUUGGCAAGGCACAGGAGGAAGCCAAUCUCUACGCCGCUAAGAAGGCUGCUGCAGGCGCAUCACCGUACUCGAUGGGGGCGGCGUCAGGCACGGCCACGCCCAUGAUGUCUCCGGCGCCUACGCAGGACUCCAUGGGCUACUCUCUGCCGGCCCCGCCCUACGACCAGCCUCAGCCGCCCUACGAUGGCUCCAUGGGAUAUGAUCCUAUGCACCAGGAUCUUUCGCCAUAGGUGUGGCGUUACCUCGCCGCGGCAGGCGCUGGGCGUGGCGGCGCAGACGGCGAGUAACAACAUACGUAUACCAUGUCCCGACAUUGUAGCAUUCACUGUGACCCAGUAUUUCUUUUUAAAUUAUUUACACGAACUCUUUAAGGAUUUAUACACCAGUUAUUCAAGUUAUUGCUUCUCUAAAUUAAACUAUAAUUUAUUAUUAAAUGUGUAACUGAAUGUCUUUAAUAUGGGGAACGAUCCCCUCGAAGGCCUACGCAGCAACGAGAAUGUAUCUUUUGUAAUAGGAAUUAUUUGUAGCCCCAUUUAUUUAGUGAUGUAGUUUUUACAGCAAAUUCGAUUCGUGUAAUGGCAGCAAGUAUUAUUUGGCAUUCUUUCGGCAGUAUUAGUGUUAAUUGUGGCGGGAUCUCGAUAUUCACCGCGUUUACGGUGGAAUAUAAAUAUACGAUAGUUUUAAGUUAAUCUAAGGUAGUAUAAGUUGAGAUAUUUUGUGCUGAAUAGUAUCCCUUGCAUGGCUGUCAGAUUUUAUCGAAGACUGGAUGUGAGUUUGACUUAACAAAUUAUAUUUGAUUAUUAUGUUUAAGUUAAGGCAAAACUUUAGCUUCCCAUAU